Molecule: messenger RNA, 12268 nt
Organism: Centrocercus urophasianus (Greater sage-grouse)
Lineage: Eukaryota; Metazoa; Chordata; Aves; Galliformes; Phasianidae
Gene: PLAG1
Product: PLAG1 zinc finger
Exons: 4
Coding region: 5623-7128 (501 amino acids)
Biological process (GO): regulation of transcription by RNA polymerase II; cell fate commitment
Cellular component (GO): nucleus; cytoplasm
Molecular function (GO): RNA polymerase II cis-regulatory region sequence-specific DNA binding; histone deacetylase binding; DNA-binding transcription factor activity
Source: RefSeq, a predicted model, not a curated record
GACUGUGAAUAACCCUCUCUGUGUUCAGAUCUGUCGGACAGUGAGCAUUGCCUUGCAUUUUAGCUUUGCUUCCUUGCCUCUGCCUCACUUCACUUUGCUUUUUAGGCCCCCCUUUCCUCUUCACGUUGUUCACUGUUUUGUUUCAUUUUUUUAACCAACUUGUCAUCUGCCAAAUAAAGAGUACGGAAGAGAUUGUUUCCUUAUAAUUGUUCCUUAUCCACCUAUAAUUUGCUUUCCCUUCCUUACUCUAUUUUGCGCCUAUCUCCUGAUCUUCUCACCUUCGUCCCUAUCCCUCCUCCCUUCACAGUCUUUGGUUUUGGAAAGAGCUGGGAGAUGUGGUUGUAUGCCAGACGGGCUUGGUUAUUACUUACAUAGGGAAACUUCAUCCUGUCCAACAAGUAAGCUAUUCGUAGCCUUGAGGGAUAUGUCUAAAGGGCACAGAGUUUCCACUCAAAAUUUAAGUAGAUUAGAUUGUGUGUACAUAUUUGUUGUGACUUGGCAGGUGUCCCAGUGCCUGAGGUCUUAGAGCAUAUACUUUGCUAUACUUGAGGCAAGCUGAACUGCAUGUUUCAAGAGACGUUCUGGAGCAGUGGGAGGCUGCAAGGAGUUCACAAAGGUGUUAUCCUCUCUAGAUCUUACGCAACAGGAGUCCUGACUGCUGUUCUGUCUAGUCCCGUAAUUUAUCUUGGUAUUAACUUCUAUCAGAUGCUUCAAGGGGUGGAAUAACCGUAAGACAGACAGGAUAAAAUCCUCUUUUAACUCUCUGCUGUUUUGGAUUCUGUUCUGGAAGAAGAGGGCUGCUAUUAUUUUUUCUGAAGCCCUCUUUAAAUCACGAUACCAUUCUGAUGAUCGCAUUAGAGAUGAGUGUUGUCUGCAUAACUGUAUGCCACCUACUGGCACUGCAUCUCACAGGCUAAUUGCUGUUAAAAACAAAGUAUUUGUGCUUAUUAGUUUGAAAUUUGCUACGCUGUGGUGUUAUUAUCUCUCACUGUUGUGAGAACAGCUGAAACUGCGUCAUCAAGUUAGUCUACUGUUAAUUAUUUUAAUAGUAUUCACUCGUGUUGUUGGUUUGUUGCUGUUUAUUUGUUUGGUUUGUUUAUUUGUUGUUGCUUUUGUUUUAUUUUUUUAAGUGUAGUCCUGAAAUUCAGGUGCUGCAGACAUGCUGGAGGGAACUGUGAGGUUAAAGCAGUUGUAUUUUAUGAAAUUGUUUGGUAUGGCGCUUUUCCUUAUAAGGUCCAAUGACCAGUUGUUUUGAUUAUUUAGAAGGGAAAAAUUCCAUGAGAACUGUUACUGAAAAUGACUAACUUGGCAUUAGUAAUCUGUCAUUCUCUUACAGCAUUUGAUGCAACACUGAAGUUAAUAAAGAUUGCUGAAAUAUCAGCAGCUGAAGCGCUGAAAUAUCUGAGCUGAAGUGCUCAGAUGUUUUCAAAUUCAUAUUCAUAUGUGAACUGCUUAUUACAUUUUCUUGUAAAUCACUAGUAGUAUCUGUAAAUAAAUAUGGUCUUUGUUUGUGGUGGUGUGAUCUCAACAUCCAGGCCUUUGUAAAUAAAGAGUAGCCUGGAUAUCUAAGAGAAGAGUCAAACAGUUGUUUCAUAGAGCAGGCUGACCUAAAGGCAGCUCGGAGCUGGAGAGGUUCCUAGGUUUUUCUGUUAGAGAGGUGAAAUCUCUGCAGAAUGAUGGUAGCACUGUGCUGGAGAAUCUGCAGGAGCCCAGUGGGAUUGUCAGGUCAGGUUGCAUGGGGAAGGGAUCCUUGACAGAGAGGUGGUGUGGAUUUAUUUAAGCAGUUUUGUUUCUUUAUUUAAGCAAGGGUUGGAAGCUAAUAAAAAUGCACUAGCAGAUAGGCAGCACAUAUGGGCCCCUUUUGCUUGAAGUUACAGAGAAGUAUGAGAGAGACGCUACUAGGAUUUACCUGAUUUGAAAUGUUCAUCUACCUUACUCGUUCUUUGGGCAUCUCAGUGCUUUGGGAAGAAAUGCUUAAAAACAGCCGCCCAAACACAUUUCUGCUGUCUGUUAGAGCAGGCUCUUAGAGGAUGAGGAAUGGUCUGCUUUUACCUUCUGUAUGUUGAAAUUUACCCUAACAGGCAGAAAGUUGCAUGAAAAAAAUUACUGCGUUUCUUUUACUUCUGUUAGGCUUUUCUAAGUACAGAAACAUAGGAUUCACUCAAGCAAAUAAUGGGUAGAAUUGUCCCUUUUGUAAACCUUAUAACAGAGGUAGUGAGAAAGCUUUUGUGAUCAACAGUCUAGACACCCUAUUUACUAUGGUUUUGUCUACAGUAGGCUGCUGCUUUGAACAUGUUAGUUCUUCUCAUGGCAUCGAGUGUCCGUGCUGAACUGAAUUCUGCAGGUUGUGUCAGAAAAAGGCUGCUUGCUGCAGUAAGUGCAGGAAAUGCACAUUGCAGUCAGUUAGAUUCCUCUCUAAGGUGUCUUUGAGCUACUGCCUUAUAAUAUGCUAGUUUGUUCUCUGUACCGUAUUUCUUCCCACCUGGCUCUCUACCCAUGUCCUUCUUUACUCCAGGACCAUCCUGAUUAGUGGUAAAUGCUUUAUAUGUGUUGGCACUUACGAUAAAGAUUGUGAAGAGGUUGGUUGUGGUGAUUUAUUAGUUACGAAGGGUCUACAUUGUCUCUGGAAUUGUGUGGCCUCUCAUUUGUUCAUGCCUGACGCUACUCAGAUGACAAUCAUUGCGGGACGUACAGAUACAGGCCAGUGCCCACAGAAAUGAAAGCCAAAGGGCACACCUGGAGGUGUCCUCAGGGAUGAAUCAAUAAAAAAGGCCGUAAUGGAUCUGUCAAUUGACAAGGAAACAUAACGAGAUUCUUGCUCAGUGCCCUCACAAGUUCUUUGGGCUGGGGUUCUGCCCGUGACAUUGCCACCAAAUCCAGGAGUGACGUAUUUAUUUUUUUUCCCGGAUGGUGCACAGUGCCACAGCAGAGGCUUGAGGCAGCCAGGUAAAAGCCCAGCAGUACAGGUCAGUAGCCUCACCUAUGCCAUACUGUCCAGCCUGGCCUGGGCUUGCUGGAAGCACUGACUCAUCAGAUGCGAGCAAUACCCAAGAAACAACCACAGGAUCCCGCAGAGACUGGAGGAGGAAGCCGAUCCAGUAAGUACUGCAUGCCCAAUUGCACAAUAAUUUCACAGUAGGGUUUGAACUACUUUUUCUGGAGUGGAGAGCUCGGGCUCAGGUAGCGGCCUUCCAUUUGCAGUUCCACUCGGCAGUUCUCAAACGCAGGUCAGGCAUGUCUUUAUUUAUUAGCCGUGGGUUCCUCACCCACACAUACGUGCUCUCGCUCACUGGCCCCCUCCAACCUUCUGUGCUCCAGCUGUGAUUCCUACGUGUCUUUGCUUCUCUUAUCCUCUCACCUGAAGAAUAACAGCUUUACUAUUGGUACUCCUUUCCCAUCUCAAAUUAUUUUAUGUCAAACACAGUAAAUUCCAUGCAGCCCUCACUCAGCUCACCUUGCCUAAUUACCAGCCCUGGUUUGCUGAAGUACUACUUGGAAACUUUAUUGUCAGUCUCCUUGUACCUCCUUCUUCUCCUUCCCCUUGUUAUCUUUGUUUCCUACCCUCUGUGUAAGAGACCCACCCCAUAAUGAAGGUCUCUUUGCCACCCAAGUCUCUGCAGCCCAUCCCAUAGUUCCCUGCCCUGUUUGGGAAGCCUGGAGAUCUCUAGAAGGAUUGGAGAGGUGACCCUGCUCUUGAUGCUGAUCUCAGGAGCUCAUGGCUCUCUCUCUGCUUGCGUAGGGAAGCCGGGAUGCUGUGGGGAGGGUUCAUGGCUACACACAGCAAGGAGCAAAUACUUCCCCACUGAGCUAGAGCUGUGGCACAGCUCUCCUUCCUGCUUCCUGGCAUCUCAGCUUCUCGCCUGGGUGGAAGGAGAGAGGGUUCGGAGACUGGAGGGAAGUGGUUGUUUGGGGCAGGCACAGAUGCAGUGGAUGGAUGAUGUUACAUGUGACUCUGUGUUUCCCCCUCCUGGCUGCACCCCUCACCUCAGUACUCCUCAGUGUCAUCUGUGACAAAUCUGCACUGUUGACAUGGGAUUUAUUAGCAUUCUCUCUUCGGUACCAGACAUCACAAAUAGAAGAGUUCUUGAUCACACUUCUUGAUGCUUAUGCAUUUUUCACACUGUGUGGUUUUCUUUCUCCUGCCUCUUCCAUCAACUGAAAGAGCAUCCCCCUCCUAAAUCUGUGUUUAAAGCAGCUCACUUCUUUGCUGUGCCAGGUCCCGGACAUGAGUUGCACUUUUCUGCCUCCUCUCUCAGCUGAUCUGAUCUCCUCUUGUUUCCUCCUCGCUAAUCGCAGCCUUCCCCAGCUUUGGUUAUGCUGCCCCCCUGCUCCAGACCUUAGUCAUGCUCAGAGUGUUUAUAAAUCCGAAUGCAGCCUCAAAUAUAAAGCCGUGCUGUUGCUGAGCUUUGUUAGCGUGCUCAAUCUCUGCUGAGGGCGAAGCACUCAAGGAAUUUCAAACUGCUUUGCUUUCCUAAAACUUUAUUUAGUGUAGUGGACUUGUGUAUAUGUAACUACCAGUACAGAUUUGUCUUAAUUUUGCAGCGUGCUUUACAGUAACUUGUAGGAGCCACAAUGAAUGUGUGGGAGGGAGGUUUAAUACAAAUGUUGCAAGGUAAAGGAGUUCCUUUUUUUUUUUUCCUUUUUUUUCUUACCCCCUUCCUUCUAGGAUAUAAUCACCUAAUUGUUCCUGGAUGAUGCUUUUCAAUAGGCAGCCUUACAGUAUGUUAUCUCAGCUUACCUGUGUCUGUAGAAAUGAAGCCCUUUCAUCUCCCAGGGAGUAGUAUCCUUCAGCAUAAGGACAGCUAGUUGCACAUGUGUGCAAUUACAAAUGUAAUGCCCAAUGUUUUUUUGUUUGUUUUUUGUUUUGUUUUGUUUUAAAUACAACCAAAACCCUUUGUUUUCAAAUAACUGUCCAACAGAGUCUGACGACUUUGAGUUUGGAAACAGUAGUGAGCAGCUUACUCCAUCACGUAUGUCCCAGAAAAACCUAAAGCAGCAUAUAUAGUAUGUGGAAGCAAUUUGGAAAGCAUCGUGCAGUUUUGAACAGAACGUGGUGAAAAGAAAUGUUGGGGGAGAAGAAUUUGAAUGUGAUUGAGGGAGGAAGCUAGUUAGCAUUAUUAAAGCAGUUUGUAAUGAGUGGGGUGUGUAGUAACUUCUUUUAUUUUUUUCUGAUUUCUCUUAGCACAUAAAAAGCUGCAGCCCGUAUGAAGAGGGGAAUUAUUAGCUAAAAGAUAGCCGUCAGAUUUCAGAAGAUAAAUGAAAGGUGGAUCUGAACCUUGAAAUUGUCAGCUCAGCAGGAGAUUGCAAAGGCAGAGUGGUGAAAGGAGGGUCUCCUGCAGAACUCCCAAGAAGAUUGAAAUGGAUUGUGCAAUUCUGGAAGGGGACAAGAAACGGGCAAUACAAAGACCAGUAAAAAUGGGAAGUACUGGAUUCUGGUUUCCUCCAAGAAGAGUCAGCGGAACUGGUUAAGACCAAAAUCUGAGGACUUUAGUGGGCAAACAUCAGUCCCCUUUUGCUUUCUUUUACGACCACAUGAAACUUGAGAAGCCAUCUAAAGCUAAAUCAUUUAGUGGAGUUGGGCAAUUCCCAAGUGUCCAACAAGAAGGCCUGGUUUAGGCUGCGAUGGCCACUGUCAUUCCUGGUGAUUUGUCAGAAGUAAGAGAUACCCAGAAAGUCCCUUCAGGGAAACGUAAGCGUGGUGAAACCAAACCAAGAAAAAACUUUCCUUGCCAACUGUGUGACAAGGCCUUUAACAGUGUUGAGAAAUUAAAGGUUCACUCAUACUCUCACACAGGAGAGAGGCCCUACAAGUGCACACAACAAGACUGCACCAAGGCCUUUGUUUCUAAGUACAAAUUACUAAGGCAUAUGGCUACUCAUUCUCCUGAGAAAACCCACAAGUGUAAUUAUUGUGAGAAAAUGUUUCACCGAAAAGAUCACCUAAAGAAUCACCUACAUACACACAAUCCCAACAAAGAGGCCUUUAAGUGUGAAGAAUGUGGAAAGAACUACAAUACCAAGCUUGGGUUCAAACGUCACCUGGCUUUGCAUGCUGCAACAAGCGGUGACCUCACCUGUAAGGUAUGUUUGCAGACUUUUGAAAGCACAGGAGUGCUGCUGGAGCACCUAAAAACUCAUGCAGGCAAGUCAUCGGGUGGAGUGAAGGAGAAAAAACACCAGUGUGAACACUGUGAUCGUCGGUUCUACACCCGAAAGGAUGUCCGUAGACACAUGGUAGUGCACACUGGAAGAAAGGACUUCCUCUGUCAGUACUGUGCACAGAGAUUUGGGCGGAAGGAUCACCUAACGCGCCACAUGAAGAAAAGUCACAACCAAGAACUUUUGAAGGUCAAAACAGAGCCAAUGGACCUUCUAGAUCCCUUUACCUGCAACGUUUCUGUGCCUAUCAAGGAUGAGCUGCUUCCAGUGAUGUCGUUACCUUCCAGUGAACUGACAUCAAAGCCAUUUACAAACACUUUGCAAUUAAAUCUCUACAACACUCAGAUUCAGUCCAUGCAGAGUUCUGCAUCCGCACACCAAAUGGUUGCCACAUCAUUACCAUUGGGGCUGCCUUGUCCAAUAGAUAUGGAGUCUGUCCACCCUUCGCACCAGCUAUCGUUGAAAUAUCCGCUCAGUUCUACCUCAUAUGCAGUUUCUAUGCCUGAAAAAGAACAGCCUUUGAAAGGGGAAAUCGAAAGUUACUUAAUGGAGUUGCAAAGUGGUAUGCCUUCUUCAUCCCAGGAUUCUCAAGCAUCUUCAUCAAAACUGGGGCUGGAUCCACAAGUUGGGCCACUAGAUGAUGGGUCUGGGGAGGUUUCCCUUUCCAAGGGCUCCGUUCCUAUUAGUGAACCUCUAAACACCCCGUCAUUGGACUUUUCUCAGCUGUUCAACUUCAUACCCGUCAAUGGCCCUCCCUAUAAUCCUUCUGUUUCGGUGGGAAACCUUGGAAUGAGUUACACGCAGGAGGAGGCACAUUCUUCUAUGACUCAACUUCCACCACAGACACAGGAUCCACAAGAUCCUAGCAAUAGUAUAGGUCUUGGGUCUCUGCACUCAUUGUCAGCAGCUUUCACGAGCAGUCUAAGCACAACCACCACCCUACCACGAUUUCAUCAAGCUUUCCAAUAGGAUGUACAAAGCUGGCUUGUUACUGUCUAUUUGUAGAAAUGCCUUAGGUGACCAUUUUUAACUUAGUGCCUACUAUAAGACAUUAUCAGUUCUCUGCUUUUGUACAGUACCAAUCUCAUGAAGCCAGUAAGAAAUUUAAAUUAACUUUUUAAAAAUGUUUUGAAAGUGUUUAUUCUCAGCUGUGUUUACUUCAUUGUUUUUGUUUUUUUUUUUUUAAAGUCUCAUUGUAGUGUUUUCAUUUUCACUGCCAAUUGACCCAUUUAAAAUGUCCACUAGAAAGUCAUCCCAAGCAAACUUUCAACACGCAUCCCUUUUAAAACCUUUUCAACCUUACAGCCACUCUGUUCUAUUGAUGUGGUGGAGCUGCCAUUUUUACCUUUUAUAUAUUACAGCAUUUGCAAAGGAUCCAUUUCAAACGUGUAUCACAAAGGUUCCUGAAGAUCAGGGAAAAAUUUUCUCCGGUCCCUUUCCAAAAAAAAAAAACCUCUUCCCAAAUGGUGACAUCUGAUCUGUUCUAUAAUGACAAAUUUUGAUUUUUAAAUGAAGAUAGAAUUCAGAUUUUUCUGAAAAUUUGGAUGUGUAUAUGUCGAAGUCCAUAUAUACACAUGUACAUAUAUAUAACAUUUUGACUUAUAUUGAAGUCAUUAUAAAAGGUGUUAAGAAUUUUGCCAUUUUCUGGCUUAAAUUUUUGUGGCUUGUUAUAAAUAUUGGAAGAAAAAGAAUACAGUUUAAUUUUCUAAAACCGUGGCUGAACAGAACUUCAACAGAGAAUCUCUGCUUGCCUAACUGACAAAAGUUUCAAGUUGAAUUUGGAACUGUGUUGUGCUUUCAUGACUCUGGUAGAGGAAAACAGGCAAAUUUAAUGGCUGAUCUUGAAAUAUAGAAGUGUUGUAAUUUAGUAAUGCAGAAUAUUUUGUCGCAGUUUUUGUUUUAAUUCUUAACUUGCUGUUUUUUUUACCUUUAGUAGCAUAGAAAGAGUACUGCAUAGGAAUCUUCCAGUAGCGUACUGACUUUUGUAGGCAUCGGUCUUCUCCCAGCUGCCACCACCAAAGGGUGGAUCAAGUCCAGCCAGAAAGUGUGUAUCUAUUUUAACUUCAAUAUUAGUGUGCAGUCAGAGAGUGAAUGUAAAUUUACAAAUACCAUUUUUUGGGUUGUUUUUUUUUUUUAUUGGAAUGAACUUUUCAGUUGUGUUACAUGGUGUGUUAUGUCCUCCUAAGCAACAAGUUAGAUGUUAAUCAUACUUUCUACACCUGGGUACUUGGUUAGGGACUUUUUGCCCACUGCCAAGAUUUAAAGACAGGACUCUUAGGAGUGAAGUAAAAGCAUAUUGCUUACACCACUUUUGCCUAAUGCAAUAUUUUCUAUUCCCCAACCCCUAAUAACCAAAAGAGGAAAAAAAGAAAAAAAAAAAAAAACAAAAACAAACCUGUGAUGCAUGAAAGCAAACUCGAGUUGCUGUAAUUCAACAAUAACACACUUUUCCUUGUCAUUUUUGUACGAGGAAUUAAAAUAGAAAUUGAGUACAUUAGUAUCUCUCAAACAAUAAUGAGGAUUCAUACGAGGUUUUAAGUGGUUAAACUAAAUAUACUUCACAGAAACAAAAGUUGCUCCCAUUUAAGGAGCUCAUGCUCCAGAUGUUUUAUCAGUAGCUCCUACUUUUUUUUUUUUAAUUCUAGGAGCAAUAUGCAGGUGUAGUUUUACUAUUUUAUACAUAUAUGUAUUUAAAUUUUAUUACUGAAAGAUAACAUUUUUAUAAAUGUGUUUGUGUUCCAAAGGCAUUAAAAUAAGGAUGUAUUAAUAAGGAAAAUACCUUUUGAAAUUCUACAAAUUGCUCCUAGAUUUUGGGUUUAGGAGCUUGUUAUCUCAAAGUGGGCUUUUAGCUCUGCUUCAUGACUGCUUCCUCUGGUUUCUAUGAAACAGAUCGCUUGCUUACUUACAUCUUUAGUUGAAUGAUUUGUUCAAUAUUGCUUUUUUUGUUUUUUUCUCAUCACUUUUAUAAAGGAAAGAAAAACACAGGUGAACAGAGCACAAGGUGAACGCCACAGAAUGUAUUUCUGGUUAAAAAUCAGCAACCACAAUGCACGUAGGGACAACUUGGCUUUCUUCUGAGUCUUUUCAGACAAUUUGGGAUGAAGAGCAACGGCCUCCCUUGCUCCUGUGAGCUCUGUUCCACGUGAAGCAGAGCCCAGCCUCUCCCUGUGAGCAGAGAGAUGCUCUGCUCGGCUCUGGCAGCGGCUGUGGAAUGGAUGGGCCGCUCUCUUCUUCCCGACAGUGAUGCACACAGGCCCUGGGAGCUUCAGCUCUGUGGGCAGUUUUUGAAUGGCCUGGAGGGAGUUCUUUGCUCGAGCGGCACAAAUAAGUUCGGUUUCCUCUGCCGCUGCCAGAUAGUUGGCCAGAUGCUCGCUGAGGGGAGUCGAUGUGGCACAUGUGACACUCAGCGCAGGGCAGUGCCACCUCUUAUCAGUCCCAGCCGCUGAUCAGACUCGAUGAAAAAAACCCAACAAACACUCGGCCAACACCCAGUUCUUAGUACUUAGCCGGAGUCCUUACUCCUUGGUUAGUGCCUUAGCUUCCUGAGAAGGGGUUGACAUUUCACUUCAGAGGUAGACAUACAUUUCAGUGGAGGAGCAGGGACCUCAGACAAGGUAUUGAACCUCAUUCAGUCAGGGCUGCAGCCGGCGGCUGCGCUCGGCCUGUGCCGCUGAGCUAGGAUGCAGGACGGUGUGGAAGCAGAUAUGACACUGUAAGCAAUAUUAACACAUUAGUGCUUUUGGAUAUUAUUUAGGCAGAGUCAGUAUUGGCAACUACUAAAACGUCAUUUUUUAAACCCUGUUUUCUAGGUUUCAAAUUGGUUCUUUGAGGGAGGGGGGAGGGCUGGCUGAUCGUGCACCACUCUUUGUGCAACUUCGAAACUUCUAGUGAGGUUUGUUGGUUUCUGUUUUGUUUUGUUUUGUUUGUUCUGUUUUGUUGGUUUUUUUUUUAAUAUAUAUAUUUUUGUGUACUUGUUGCUUGUGCUUAAUUUAGUAGUAAAUUGUGGAAUAGAGUGAUUUAUUGUUAAUUUGGCAGUAGCGGUUUUUUAAAACCAUAUACUGACUGAAACAUGAGCCAGAGCUGAUUGCUUUAUUAAGCUAAUAAUGAAUGUUAAGAGUACAUAUUUUCAGGAUCAUUUGCCUAGUGAGCUAAACAUGUAUUAUAGGCCAAUAUUUUUUAAAAUAAAGCUUGGUCAACCUCUAUGUUACACAUAUUACAAGAUAUAGCACUUUCAAAAGAAAACCUAAACCUUUUAAGAAAGUUUCUUACAGGUUAUGCUUUUUAUUAUAAAACCUUUUAUUAUAAUUUGUUUCAAGUGCCAUUAGAUUACAUAUAUGUAGGCCUUUGGUAUAAUGCUUUGUGUACAAAAUGGUAGACAUUGUAAUUUUAAACAGGUACAUUUUUACAGUGUUUUCUUAUCAAUUUGCUAUAUUGCACAGAACCAGUGUGUCUUUCUUAAGGGUUUUACAAUGGUUUUUACUAGGUUUACAUGUUUCAAACUACACUGUCUUCUACUGCCAUUUUGAAUACCAGUCGAAAAAAAAAGAAAAAAGAAAAAAAAAAGAAAAGAAAAAGAAAAAGUUUGUCCUCACCAAUUGUAAAUUGUGUCCUCUGGAGUUCUGGGUGGUAACUAUUGCAAAAAUAUUUAACACGCAGUAUUUGAUGCAGAUUUUUUUAUCCUAUGCUCUCAACGCUAUGCUGCUGUCUGAAGUUAACUUAGGGCCUGAUCCUGCAUCCGUAGACGUCAAGGGGAGCAGGGCUGCAUCCUUCGUUAUGUCUGUCUCAUACACUGGUUUAGCAGCUCAUCCUGUAUUCUUCUCAGUCUAUAGAUAAGCCUCCGAAAUAAAUGUUCUUACCUGGUAUGUAGUAAACUGUAUAGACUUAGCUGCCCAUUCUGCAUCUUCCCAGUGUACAAUUAAAACCAUAGGCAUUAGCAUUACACUCAGCGUACAAACAAUGCCACAGUAGUUCAAAAUGUGUUUGGAUAGUCCCAAAGCUUUAUGUAAUAAGGGUGUCUUACUUUGUUGGAAGGCAGUGUCUUUUGAUAACAGUUAUCUAGCCCUGGAAGUGACACAGAACUAUUGCUAAUCAUAUGUAAACACUUUUCAGUAUAAGCUUCAGUGGUACAGUUGAACCAGAGUGAAUGUUUAUCUCCUCAGAAACACUCCUGCAAUAUUGUUAUAUUGGAUCAUGCUGCUAAUGUAACUUGGGAUACAACUCCUCUCAUGGUGCUACAAACCUCCCUGUCUCAUUCAGAUGUAUUUUUACCCAUAGAAAAAAGGACUAUACUAGACCUAUAGUUGUAUGAUAUAUUUUUAUACUGUGACUUAAUUUGUCAUUAAUGAACUUUGUACAACACCACAAUGUAUUCAUAUGCACUUGCAGAAGUAAAAUGUUGGACAUGCAAAUUUAAACGCUGACAAGCCCAGCUCUUGUUCACAAAAAUAGAUGAUUUAGUUAAAAUUAAAUGUGGGCUUUUUAUAUGGUGUGGAGUGAAGAACAUACUAUAUAUUACUAAAAGCUUCUGAAUUUAGACAAAAACUGGGAAAGAGUAUAUUGGGGAAUGAUGACACACCCAAACCUGACUCGGAUUGCUGAAAUUCUAUUUUUUAGAUAGUGGGAAAAUUGUUUGGACUCGAAUGCUAAAAUCUUUCAAUGAUAAAAUUUUUGAGUCAAAAAUAGAGAAAAAAGAACACAGAAAACCCUGCAUUCCAGACAGAAUUUGUGUAUGUUUCUUGCAUUUAAAAAUUUGCUAUCCUGUGAUAUGGGAAAUUGAGUUGCUUAUCAUGUAUAUGUACUUUAAAAUGUAUUCACAAACUACUGUUGUAUUUGUAUAAAAUAUAGACAAAAAGAUUGCGUAUAUAUUUUUGUGUAUAAGCUCUGUAAAAUAGCAAUCACAUUAUGAAGCUGCAGCAGAACUUCAUUUUAAACAUUCACAUCCAAAGAAACAGACUAUUUAUUGUCCACAUACCCUGAUUAUAAAAUAUACCUUGCUGCUAUUAAACAAUAGUGCUGCAGCUUCUUGUGGCCUACAGUGUUAUGUUUGCUGUACAAAAAUAUGUGAACUCCACAAAAUAUAUCAAUAAAAUUACAGAAUGGUUUUAGUUAA